Brassica napus (rape) is the source of this 1838-nucleotide messenger RNA. Its product is annotated as protein POLLENLESS 3-like. Bases 785 to 1156 code for a protein of 123 amino acids. The record is from RefSeq and is a predicted model, not a curated record. Lineage: Eukaryota; Viridiplantae; Streptophyta; Magnoliopsida; Brassicales; Brassicaceae. The transcript is spliced from 2 exons.
UCUUUUUCUCCUUCGCUAAUUUAUCUCAGAUUUGUAUUAACUAAUUAGUUUUUUUGUUUAAUUAAAUGUUUAGUUUUUAUUUCGCUUUCGCCACUAAUUCAGUAUUAGCAAAGCUUUCGGAUUAGGAUAUUAUAUCAUUAAUCUAUUAAUAUUUCCUUGUUUUUGGGUUGACUUGUUAAAAUAUUUCAUGUUAAAUUCUUGAGUUAUGAGCAUUUUUAUAGGGAAAUUUUCACUUUGAUACCUCAUAAAUUAGGAAAUUUAAAAUAUAUAUUAUUACAAGUAUUUCAAUGUUGAUUACCAUAUCAAAACAUAUUUCAAAUGUUUUAUUUUGAGUUAUUUAUAAUAAAUUUCUUAACAUUUAAGAUAACUAUUGGGGAAAUUUUACUUAUACACUUUACAUCAUACCACUUUUCACUUAUACCACCACUCAAAGGACAUUUUCAUAAAUAACACAUUCAUUAAUUGGUAAAAGACUAAACUAACCUUAUCUUCACUUCAAUCUAUCGUCUCUUUCUUCUCCACCGUCGUGAUCCUUCUUCUCUCUCCUUUCGGAUUCACCGUCUCUCUCUCCGUCGGAUCCACCGUCUCUCUCUCCGUCAGAUCCGCCGUCUCUCUUUCCGAGAUCCAUCGUCUCUCUCCCUGUGGAGAUCGUUCUUCUCUCUCCGUUGAGAUAUGUCGUCAUCUCCGACGAGAUCCAUCGUCGUCUCCGUUGAGUUCCAUCGUCACUCUCUCUCACGCAUCUAGCGAUAAGCAAUUACGAGAAUCACGAUUCAAAACUUCAAAGAUGUUGGCUCCUCUCCACGAUUCACACUGGAGAGCUUUGUGUUUGGAGCCAGACAAAAACAAACAGUGCAACCUGGCCAUCUGCUUGAUGCGUAUGGGUCGAAUCCCAGAAGCUAAAUCUCUGAUUGAUGCUGUGAGAGAUUCUUCUGCAGAGAUUGAGUUCGGAGAUGAACCGUUCACGAAGUCUUACGACAGAGCCGUUGAGAUGUUAGCAGAAGUGGAAUCUAAAGAUCCAGAAGAUGGUCUUUCGGAUAAGUUCUAUGCGGGAUGUUCAUUUGCAAACGAAACAAUGAAGGAAAACAAAGCUCCUCGGAAUGCAAACAGGAACCACUCGCAUGUUCCUCCUUCUCCAGCAUCUGUUAGACAAACGUGAGAGAGGCUCUGUUGGUCCAAGGAUGGAUGAAACUGGCCCUUAUCUUCCCACUGAGAAGGUUGAUCAAUUGCAAAGUUCUGAUACAAGGGAAAGGAAGGUAGUCUUGCUGCAGCUUGGGUUCUAGCUAAUCUAUAUUAUCUUGCAUGUUAGAAACCUCUUAUAAGGGUUUAUAAAACUAUUUAUAAGAACUUAUAAAUCAUUUAUAAGGUUUUGUAAAUAUAUUUAUAAAAGUUUAUGAAUCUGUAUAUAAGGGUUUAUAAAAAUAUUAUAAGAGUUUAAUAAUCUUCAUACCACAAUUUAUAAGAGUUAAUAAAUCUUUUUCAAGAGUUUAUAAAUCUUUACAAACAUUUAGUAGUAAAAUAUUCAUAAAGCAAGUGUCUAUAAUUCUAAUAUAAAUGUUUGUAAAUUAUUAUAAUAAAUAAAAGAUUAUUUAUAAUGGUUUAUAAAACAAUUAAUAAGACUUUAUAAAAUCAGUCUAUAAAGUUUUUUAAAUAUAUUAUUAAAGUAUAAUUCAUUUAUAAGAGUUUAUAAAAUCAGUUUAUAAGGCUUUAUAAGGAUUAUAAAUAAUUAAUAAAUAUUUAUGAAUAAUUUAUGAAGAUUUAGAAAUCAUUUAUAAACCUUUAUCAAUAGUUCAUAUAUAUUUCUCAUGUGGUGGAAAACAGCAAGAUGAGGCAGCAGAGGU